Molecule: messenger RNA, 860 nt
Organism: Gymnodraco acuticeps
Lineage: Eukaryota; Metazoa; Chordata; Actinopteri; Perciformes; Bathydraconidae
Product: netrin receptor DCC-like
Exons: 6
Coding region: 1-678 (225 amino acids)
Cellular component (GO): membrane
Source: RefSeq, a predicted model, not a curated record
AUGGUGCGGCUGCAGUGUGAUGGAUUGUGCUUCUCAUUGAGAGAGACCACUGAGCGCAGAGAAGGGGAGAGAGAUUCUCCCAUUGGUCAGAUGCGCCCCCCCCACGGCAGCGCCACGCCUCAGAAGAACAGUAACCUGCUGGUGAUCAUCGUGGUGUCGGUGGGGGCCAUCACUGUGGUGGUGGUGGUCAUCGUGGCCCUCAUCUGCACCCGGCACUCCUCCGCCCAGCAGAGGAAGAAGAGAGCGAGCCACAGUGCCAGCAAGAGGAAAGGCAGCCAGAAGGACCUGCGGCCCCCUGACCUGUGGAUCCACCAUGAGGAGAUGGAGAUGAAGAACAUGGAGAAAGCUCCGAGCAUCGCUCCGUCCGGACGUGAUUCGCCCAUCCAGUCCUGCCAGGACCUCCCCCAAGUGGCACACAGCCAAUCAGAGAGCCAGAUGGGCAGUAAGAGCAGCCACUCAGGAGCUGACGGAGACGAGGCCUCCAGCUGUAUCUCCACCCUGGACCGCUCGCUGGCCGGCAGGAGGGGAACACGAGGCAAAAUGAUGAUUCCUAUGGACUCACAGCCGAGCAACACACCAGUGGUCAGUGCCAUCCCGGUGCCGGCCCUGGACUCCUCUCAGUACCCGGGCAUCCUGCCGUCCCCCUCCUGUGGCUUCACACACAAUAGUUCAGCCUGAGACCCAUGCCCUUCCCCAGCCUGACCGUGGACCGAGGAUACACACCAGCCAUGACUGCAGAGGCCUCCACCAACCCUCUGCUCCAGCAGCAGCCGCCCCCCCAGCCGGUGGCUCCGCUCCUCCCCGGGUCCUCUGCCCCGCCCGGGGACCAUGUUCCUGGGGUCGUUGCCAUCCCAGGGGCC